Messenger RNA from Acanthosepion pharaonis, 1008 nucleotides. The record is from the annotation of a GenBank genome assembly. Lineage: Eukaryota; Metazoa; Mollusca; Cephalopoda; Sepiida; Sepiidae.
AUGCUUCAGAAGAAUGGCUUCUCCAUCCUGGGCUACAGAAGGGAACAUUUCUUAUUCGACAAGGGGAGGCUCUUCCUGUUUUUAUAUAUCUAUCUAUCUCAGCCUAUUCAUAUCUAUAUAUCUAUCUCAGCCUAUAUCUAUCUAUCUAUCUACCUAUCUAUCUUAGCCUAUUCAUAUCUAUCUAUCUAUCUAUCUAUCUAUCUAUCUAUCUAUCUAUCUAUCUAUCUAUCUCAGCCUAUUCAUAUCUAUCUAUCUAUCUAUCUAUCUAUCUAUCUAUCUAUCUAUCUCAGCCUAUUCAUAUCUAUCUAUCUAUCUAUCUAUCUAUCUCAGCCUAUUCAUAUCUAUCUAUCUAUCUAUCUAUCUAUCUAUUUUUCUAUUCACUUCAUUUCCCUUUCUCUUUCUUUCCUCUUUUAUUCUUACACCUCCCCCUCUCUCUCUCUCUCCUUUUAUUCCUCCACCUCUCCCUCUCUCUCCUUUUAUUUCUCCAUCUCCCCCCUCUCUCCUUUUAUUUCUCCAUCUUCCUCCUCUCUCUCGCUCCUUUUGUUCCUUCACCUCCCCCUCUCUUCUUUUAUUCCUCCGUCUCCAACUUUAUUCCUCCGCCUCCCACUCCCUCUCUCUUUUUAUUCCUUCACCUGCCACCCUCUCUUGCUUCUUUUAUUCCUCCACCUCCUGCUCUCUCCUUUUAUUCCUCCGUCUUCGACUUUAUUCUUCCGCCUUCCCUCUUGCUUUUUUUAUUCCUCCGCCUCCCCUUUCUCUCGCUCCUUUUAUUCCUCCACCUCCCCCUCUAUCAUUUUAUUCCUCCACCUCCCCCUCUCUCUCCUUUUACCUGUCUCAACUUUCGUCCGUUCAACUGAUUUUUCUCUCUGUCCCUCUCUUCUUUUUGCCCACCUUUCACCCCCCCCUCUCCUAUUUAUUCCUGCCUUUUUACCUUCUCUUCUUUCCUCCAGCCUUUUUCCCUUUCUUCUCUCCUCCAGUCUUUUCCCCUAUUUUCUCUUUUUCCCCUCUUGA